AUGGUGACGGCGACGAAGGCUUCUGUCGCUCAUGACCCCAGUUCGGCUACAGUGUCGGGUCCAUGGACUACGAAUUCGUCAGCUCGAGAGCCCAAGAUGACAUAUUGCGCGUACUGCCCCAUGGUCAGUCCCCCUUUGAUGCCGCAUGAGCCGCGCCGCCGUCGUCGCAGCUCUCUCUCUGGAGUGCGCAGGCCGACCCCGGUGCCGAACGAGAGCGCGGUGGGGGUCGUGGGAGCCACGAGCCGACGCUGACGAUUGGUACACCACUCUACAGUCUUUUAAGAAGCUCGAGCAUGCUCAACGCCACGAACGAACGCGUGAGUCGUCUCUUCUUCGUCUGUCGUCCUUGGGCCCACACUAGCUCCGGAACUCGCAUUUCGACCGCCACAUUUUUCAGUCGGGGAUGCGCACCAGAUCAGGGGGCCCCGGCCGAUUUCGCCGCAGGAAAGUUGGGGGAAACGACUUCCGAUCAGCGGCACGAGCCCGCGGCUGGAAGCUAGACCCACCGCGCAGUGCAUACCACCCCGCCGCGAAGCCCGUCGACUUGUUGAUCGGACAUGGGCACGCCAAACACCUGCUCACAACAUGCACUCUCUCCCCCUACAGACACUCUUGAUCGACCUUAUGCUUGCUCGACGUGCGGCAAGACCUUUGCGCGACAGUAAGUGCUCAGGCACUGCCCUCAGUCAUUGUUUCGCUGCCCAAUUGGCGGCUGGUGUCGGGGGCUCGGCCUCGGAGGGCCAUCUCGUGGAGAAGCGCGCGCGCUCGCCCAGCCGUCAUCCAAAUCGUCGACUCGAGGUCAGCUGCCGAAACCCGGCCGCGCGCGGGCGUGAGAUCAGUGAAAACCCAUUGGGCUUCAUGGUCCGCCUCCGACAUUUUAGACGCACGUGCUCCUAUGUUACGCUCUCGCCAGCACUCGAGAGCACGAGGACGUCCAACACACCCAUACAAAUGGCGCAUGUCGAGGUUCAUGGCCUGACUGACACUGGCGCACGGUUUAUACGCCCACAGGGACACGUUGAACCGGCAUGCCCGCCUGCACGAUCGGAAAGCCGAGGACAUUUCGGCAGCAAAGGCGGUUCGAAAAAAGCGCGCGUCGACCUUGUCACCCCCGACCGUGUCGAACAAGAAACUCGAAAAGACUCCGUCGCUCAAGAGCGGCGCCAACACCAAGACUCAGCCCUCCGCUGCAGCGAACAAGUCUGCACCCGGGCCGGCGCCACCACCGAACAAUCCGUGCCUCGCACCUUUCAAUUUCCCGCUCGUCCCCAAGGUCGUCGUCCCACCGUCGUUCCCGGCUUACUCUAAGCCUGCGGAGCUCCUGUCGGGCCUCGUCGACCUGGCGCACGAGCCGACGGUAUUUCCACAGCGACGCUAUUCGGACAACGUCAUGACGCUCGCCUCGAUGCCCCCCAACGUCCGGAGGCCUCGUGCCCAUACGCUGGCUGGACUUCCCGAGGCAUUGGGGUCCUUCUCGCUCGUAGGAAGCCCCGAGUCGAACGGGAUCGCGAGCUCGUCUGGCGAGUCGGACAGCGACGAUGUGGAGAGCGACGAUGACGACGAUGACGACGGAAGUGACGAUGAAUCUUCGCAGACCAACUCAACAACCCACGGUCACGACAGAAAACUGCUGUCGUUCGAGCAUCGGGUCGCAAGCGAGUAUCCCUCGCCGGUGUUCACGUCAUGUUCGCCUGUGGAUCUACAUCGUGACACGCUUAGCGAUCUCGAGGCCAUCCUUGCCAACGACCCGCUGCACUCUUCAUUGGCUCACACGACCCACUUCCGACUUGGCGCCGCGAACCCAGAGGACGGCUUCGACUUUAAUUCCUUUGCGGCAUCGGUCGAGAACCCGGGCCACGGCAGUUUGGAUGACCUGCUCGGUGGUGAAAGUAGGGUCAAGUCGCCCGAGGAACGGUACCCGACACCCCCCUCGUCGGCUCUCCAGCCCCAUCUCCAGCCUCACGUCCCGCCAGUCGAGUUCGACUUCGCGGCCUCGUUCCAGGCUGCAGACCGUGAGCGUCGCGAGCAGGCGACUCGAGAGGAGGCAGCACAGUUCCUCCAUCAGGCCGCGCAGCAGGUCCCGACUGCGCGCGUCGUGCCAUUAGCGUUGGGCGAGCUCAACUCGGUCGCAAACCCUUUCGUUUCCUGCGCACCGUACAACAUCCCCCUCUUGAACCUCAACUCCCCCUCGGUCGCGCCAGUCAACCUCUCGUCGCCUACCAUCUCUCUUCCCCAAACGUUGCCAUCGGUCUCGAUCUCCUCGGCAUCGCCUUCGAAUUCGACUCCUAGCUCACAAUCGGCUUCCUUAAACUCGGCUUUCGCUUUGGCCUACGCGUCAUCGUUCCCCUCGAUGAUGACGAUGCCUAACGGCCUCGGCCUCACGACCGGACCCGAGUCGGCCAUGGCGGAUCCCACAACGCAGCUCUUGCUUAACGCCUACAAGCGCUCGCAGACCUCGUCGUCGCCCGCAUUUUACAUGCCCGCUGAAGUCCCUCUCGACGCUCAAGCCGGGACCAUCAGCUCGCACCCGUCCUCACGACUAGGCCUCCCCGUGCCUACAUGGUCCUCCGUAGCCCGGGGAGAAGGCGCAGAACGCGCUGAACCCGCGAGCUUGUUCGUCCUCUAG
Messenger RNA from Microbotryum saponariae, 2626 nucleotides. The record is from the annotation of a GenBank genome assembly. Lineage: Eukaryota; Fungi; Basidiomycota; Microbotryomycetes; Microbotryales; Microbotryaceae.